Camelina sativa (false flax) is the source of this 2553-nucleotide messenger RNA. RefSeq names its product protein LYK5. Gene Ontology annotation, molecular function: ATP binding; protein kinase activity. The record is from RefSeq and is a predicted model, not a curated record. Lineage: Eukaryota; Viridiplantae; Streptophyta; Magnoliopsida; Brassicales; Brassicaceae. Gene Ontology annotation, biological process: protein phosphorylation.
GUACUAAACAAAUUGACUGACCCAGUCAAUACUUUAGAAAAUUAUAAAGACGUACCAAGUUUCUCAUCUACAACCCCACUUAUCAUUUUUUUCCUCAUCUUUAACAAUGGUCCGACCAAUGAGAAAACGACGAAAAAGUCAACACAUACGACGCGUUUAUGUUGACUAAUAUAAUCCUCGCCGUCUCCUUUGGUCUGAAUCUAAUGAUCCUAUGUUUAAAUUCAGGAGAAGUUCUUGUGCUCACUUCGAAAUCAAAACUACAUAACACACUCACAACCAUGGCCGCGCGUGCACUCCACUUGCUCUCUAUCUCCACCUUACUCCUCCUCUUCUUCGCCACGUCACCGUCGACAGCUCAGCAACCGUACGUGAACAACCACCAGCUCGCCUGCGAGGUCCGCACUUUCGACAACAUAACCAACGGAUUCACCUGUAACGGCCCAACCUCUUGCCGCUCUUACCUCACUUUCUGGUCUCAACCACCGUACAACACGGCUGACUCAAUCGCCAAACUCCUCAACGUCUCCGCCACCGAGAUCCAAACAACCAACGACCUCCCCACCAUCACCACCACGAUCCGUACACGUCAACUAGUCGUCAUCCCAGCUAACUGCUCCUGCUCCUCCUCCACCUCCUCAUCAGGAUUUUACCAGCACAACGCAACUUACAAUCUCUCCGGGAACAGAGGAGAAGAGACUUAUUUCUCGGUGGCUAACGAUACUUACCAAGCUUUAUCCACGUGUCAAGCCAUGAUGUCACAGAACCGUUACGGCGAGAGACAGCUUACCCCCGGAUUAAACCUCCUCGUUCCUCUCCGAUGUGCUUGCCCCACCGCGAAACAAUCCGCCGCCGGAUUUAAAUACCUCUUGACUUACUUAGUCGCUAUGGGAGAUAGUAUCUCCGUCAUCGCCGAUAUGUUCAACAGCACAACCGCCGGUAUAGCCGAAGGUAACGAGCUUAAAUCAGAAUCAGACACUAUCUUCUUCUUCACUCCGAUUCUUGUUCCUCUCAGAACCGAACCAUCCAAAAUCGUUUUAUCUCCGUCGCCUCCUCCACCUCCUGUUGCUGCUCCGCCGCCGCAAACAACGCCGGUGGAUCCUCCGGGAUCUUCUUCUUGUUCUCACAAAUGGAUUUACAUCGGAAUCGGAAUCGGAGCUGCUGCUUUGCUUCUCUUAAUCUCAAUUUUAGCUCUCUUCUUCUACAGACGAAAGUCUAAGAAGAAAUUAACAACGACGACGGCGACGGCGACGGAACAGAACAAGUUCACUGAUUCAUCUACCAAACAGUCUCUUCCCACAACGACGAGCCAAUGGUCAAUUGAUUUAUCAAACUCAUCAGAAGCUUUUGGUUUAAAAUCAGCAAUCGAGUCUUUAACACUAUACAGAUUCAACGAUCUUCAAUCCGCUACUUCUAACUUCAGCGAAGUGAACAGAAUCAAUGGCUCUGUGUAUCGCGCUACGAUCAACGGUGACGAUGCGGCUGUGAAAGUGAUCAAAGGAGAUGUCUCUUCCUCUGAGAUCAAUCUCUUGAAGAAGCUAAACCAUUCCAAUAUCAUCCGUCUCUCUGGUUUUUGCAUCCGUGAAGGAACCUCGUAUCUUGUGUUCGAGUAUUCGGAGAAUGGAUCGAUUAGUGAUUGGCUUCACUCAUCGGAUAAGAAGAAGACUCUGACGUGGAAACAGAGAGUUGAGAUAGCGAGGGAUGUGGCAGAGGCGUUGGAUUAUCUUCAUAACUACGUAACGCCGCCUCAUAUACAUAAGAACUUGGAAUCUACAAACGUACUUCUUGAUUCUGAUUUUAGAGCCAAGGUUUCUAAUUUCGGGGUUGCGAGGAUUCUUGAUGAAGGUGGUGAUCUUGAUCUUCAGUUGACGAGACAUGUUGAAGGAACGCAAGGCUACUUAGCUCCAGAGUAUGUGGAGAACGGAGUUAUAACUCCGAAACUAGACGUGUUUGCUUUUGGAGUUGUGGUUCUUGAGCUUCUUUCAGGGAGAGAAGCAGUGACGAUACACAAGAAGAAGAAAGAAGGCGAAGAGGGAGAAGAGGAAGAAGUGGAGAUGUUGUGUAAAAAGAUAAACGAUGUGCUUGGAGGAGAGAAUGUGAGAGAGAAGUUGAAAGAGUUCAUGGAUCCAUCUCUAGGGAAUGAGUAUCCGUUGGAGCUGGCUUAUACCAUGGCUCAACUUGCCAAGAGCUGUGUCGCUACUGAUCUCAACUCGCGCCCAUUGGUAUCUGAGGUUCUAACCACGCUCUCGAUGAUCGUCUCCUCUUCCAUUGAUUGGGAGCCUUCUCAUGACCUUCUACAUUCAGGCUCUCUUGGCCACUAGUUCAUUUUUUUUUUUGUUCUUAAUGUCAAUAACUAGUAUUUAGAUUUUAGAUUUUAGAUAAGGCCAAAUAUUUAAGUUAAUAGAUAAAAUAAGGACCACAUUGUGAAACAAAGUAUAAUAAAAAACAUAUUGUAUGAUAGAGCAACUUUAUUUAGAUCUUUGGCAUAUUUGCUUUAGUAGUGUUUUGUACUUCAGAAAAGUUCAUUUUCUUCCAAUGACAAGUAGAAUCUUACCA